Messenger RNA from Paramecium octaurelia, 291 nucleotides. The record is from the annotation of a GenBank genome assembly. NCBI's taxonomy places the organism in Eukaryota, Ciliophora, Oligohymenophorea, Peniculida, Parameciidae.
AUGAACUAAACAACUGAAAAUAUAGACUUGGAAUUAGAAAAACUAAGGACUUUUUCAAAAAGAGUACUCAAAGAGUUGAGAAUUAAAUCAAGUUAUGAAGAAGAAUAAAUGAAUUGCAACAACCUCAAAAUUGAUUUGGAUGAAUUUCAAUAAUGUUGCAAAAAUCUCAUCGAUCUUACCUAGGAUUUGAAAUUACAUAUUAGAGUCAAUCAACUAACAAAGAAUUAAAGAGUAGAUAGAAGUGGAGAAUAUGAAAAAUUAUAAUUAAGUAUUAAAUAACUAAAUCAAUGA